AUGCCCGACCCACGUACCUACAUCGAUAUGGCGCUGCCACUCGUCAAGACGCUGCCCGAAUGUGCCGAUUACUUCAAGACGGUGGAGCCGUUCAUCCCGCAACUCUACGAGCUCCCGGCCAAGGUUGCAGCUCACAUUACCGAUGCGCAGGCGUUGAAGGAGCUCUAUCUCAAUACGAAUCCGCUCAUCUCAUCGCUGGCGUUUGCCGCCAUGUUCCUUCCGCCCAUCGUGCUCGUCCUUUCCGAAAUCAACAAGAACUAUUCUCAGAUUGACCGUCUGUGGAGCUUGCUACCUGCGUUUUACAAUAUACACUACGCCGUAUGGGCGCACCUCAAUGGCCUACCGACAAUGAAGCUCGAUCACGUCAUGGCAGUAUCCAUCAUCUGGAGCGCUCGCUUGACCUUCAAUUACUGGCGCAAAGGCGGGUACCAGGUGGGCAGCGAGGAUUACAGGUGGAUCAUUGUAAAGGACUACAUUGGAGGGCCGGCCAUGUUUGUAUUCAAUAUGACCUUCAUCUCGCUCUACCAGAGUAUCCUCCUCUGGCUACUCACCGCGCCCACAUACGUCCUACUUCUUGCCUCGCGUAUCAGUGGCAAUGGUGUUACCUCAUACGAUACCCUUUUCGGUCGCGGCAUGCUCGUUCUCGUCGUCUUGGAAUUCUUUGCCGACCAAGCACAAUGGAACUUUUACAAGGCAAGAGGUGCAUACCAUAAGACAGCCAAGGUGCCGUCUGAGUACAAGUACACUCGGGAGCAGCUCGAUCGCGGCUUCAACACCACCGGACUCUUCGCCUGGUCGCGCCACCCCAACUUCGCUGCCGAGCAGGCCUUCUGGGUGGCUCUAUACCAAUGGGGCUGCUUGGAGACCGAGACGUACGCCAAUUGGGCCGGUGUAGGUGCUCUUGCAUACCUGCUCCUUUUCCAGGGCAGCACGUGGCUCACUGAAUUGUUGAGUGCGGGCAAAUAUCCGGAGUACAAGGUAUACCAAGAGCGCGUGGGCAGGUUCCUCCCCAACUUUAGGACCAAGAGUAUGGAUGCGCCGCUCAACGAUAAGGAGCAGAAAAAGGUCAACAACGCAAAGGCAGGCAAGGGCGCAAUCAAGACUAAAUAG
Messenger RNA from Pyrenophora tritici-repentis Pt-1C-BFP, 1110 nucleotides. Its product is annotated as DUF1295 domain protein. The record is from RefSeq and is a predicted model, not a curated record. Lineage: Eukaryota; Fungi; Ascomycota; Dothideomycetes; Pleosporales; Pleosporaceae. Gene Ontology annotation, cellular component: membrane.